Molecule: messenger RNA, 1794 nt
Organism: Notechis scutatus (mainland tiger snake)
Lineage: Eukaryota; Metazoa; Chordata; Lepidosauria; Squamata; Elapidae
Source: RefSeq, a predicted model, not a curated record
AUGCCCAGGGACUCCUCUCGGCGUUUGGAGCGGGUGGCGAUGGAAACUCUAAAACUUCCUGGUACAUUUGAUGAAUUUUUGACCUGUUUCAAUUUGGAUGAUUGGCCCAAAACCCCAUACUUGCCAGAUGUAAAUCCUUAUCCCUUAGUUUCCCGGAUGAAAAGUGACUAUCCUGUAGAUACUGUUGCCCAGUAUCUUUAUGAUAAUGCACCGAUGCCCUAUGAAAUUAUUUCCAGAUUGGAAAAAAGAAUAGAUGAGUGCAAACUACAAGUCCAGGAGCAUGCUAAACAUGUAUUUACACUGGAAUCAGAAAAAGAUGAGCAGCCAGGAGAAGAUGAGGUAACUUCCUCUCCUGAAUCCCAGGAUACUUCAAAGAAGAAAAUAAAAAUAGAAGUGAAGUUUCCUACUGAAGCUCCAAAAGACUCAAGUAACAAAGACUUUGAGAAUGCCGGUUUUUCUGGAUUCAAUUUGUGGAAGCUUACAAAACUUCCAAACAAUCUAGAACCUGCACAUCUCUGGGAUUUGGUUCUAAAAGUCCAAAAUUUCAAGGGUGUGAAUACUCAAGUUUUGAAGAAGCUAUUUUUUUCUGAAGCGUCUCUUGCGAUUUUGCAAGAUUCUUUCUGGUGGUGGUUUCUUCAUAAGUUCCAGCCUGAUCAAGAUGAACAGGACCACUUUUUUGACAGAAUAUCAGAUAGCUACGUGGCGCUUCUCUGGAGCAUCCCCAAUUACAUUAAAGAUGCUUUUCUUCAGAUGUAUCCUGACUGCUUGUCCCAAGCCAUUUACAUUACUUUCUGUGAAGCUUUUCCUCAGUCUUACCAUCGUUUCAAUGAUCAGUUUAAAGACGAAUUGAUGGAUUUAAUUUUCCUGUGGAUCAGAGGUUUUAAGCCACAAAGAUUUGCUUGGAAAAAUUGGAAGUGUCCCUCCAUGGAAAAACCUAGAAAAUCCACAGCAGAGAAAGAGCCUUCUUCUCAGAUAUCAUCGUUUAUAAAACUACAGCCUAGAAGGACAGCAUCAAGAUCACGGUCAGUGAGAUUUCAGGUGACUAAUGAAGAACAGCCAGCACACACAAAAAAGGAGUCCCAUUACGCUGGAGACGGCCCAGACUUUCAGCAUUCGCUUUUCAACCUUGGUGGUCAAAGUCCAUUGGUCUCCUAUUAUUUUCGGAUGCAUGGACUCCCUAAUACUUUAGCGAACUCCCGAGGUUACAGGAUCAAUCACAGUGAAAUCUGCAAAGUACCACCCCUUUCUCCAACUUAUAUGGAUGUCAUUCACCAGAGUAUAAAGACUUCGAAGAAACUGCAGGAUAAUUUUGUUGAUUUUGAACACAAAUGUGAUGCAGAACUAGUGGUGUUACAAGAAAAGAGAGAGAGAGCUGACCGGAAGUUCAGAAGGAUGCUGGGAACCAUCACCACGAAACCAACUGAAAAAAGGAUGAAAAUAGAACAGUUUCUCCUCCAAAUGGCCAAUGCCAAGAUACAGCGUCAUGGCUCUUGUGGAUCAGAAUCAGGAACCAAAUAGGUCUGACAUCAAGAUACGUGCUGUGAAUGUUGACGGAAUUUUUCCUCCCACCAAAAGGAAGCAUACUAAACUUUUGGUAUGAAAGGAGGCUCCUGACUUUUGAAUCAAUAAAGAAUGAGACAGAGUCAUUGGACUUUUUCCCCUCCCCUUUAAUUCCAAUCUGGUUCGUUUCAAUAUUUUUUGACCAAUAUAUUUUGGCAAAUCAUGUUUUAUAUUGUAAAGUCCAGACAGAAACCAACGUUUUGGAUGAUUAUGUUGGAAGCAUAUUUUAAGAAA